GCCGGAGCACAAACAAAAUGUCCGGCAAGCGGCGCUCGGAGUGACGCACGAAAUGUUUGCGCUCUUGCUUUUUCACGUGUUUCUAAGUGAGCGACGUUGGGCGCUCUCUCGCACGCGCGCCCUCCUCGUGUGUGCGAGUGAGCGCGAUAUAGUCGUGGGCUUGCUUCUUACUGCGCGUGUCUGUCUGCCGCUGUGCACGGCGACAUGUUUGUUCCGUGGCCUCGUUAUAGUGUGACGUGUAUUCAAUAGAUAUUUUUAUAAUCGUAUCUCAGACCAUUUUGAUAAAAAAACAUUAAAGUACUUAUUUCCUAGAAGCUAGUUUGGAAGUAAUAAAUACUUAAGUAAGAAGCUAUUAAAUAUAAGUACAGCUAAAUAAAAACGCAGUCUAACAGAGAUAGUGAUGUCAGUGAAGAGAGAGAGAAUGCCACAACGCGCUGAGAGUGACAGCGAGGUGGGCCGGCUGGUAGACUGCAGCCAGGCCGACGACCGGCGCCUGAUCCAGCUCGUGCGCGAGCGCCGUGUCCUGUACGCGCGGAACAAUAUGCCCGUGGCCAGCUACUACAAUCAGGUCAAGCGCCUGUGGCUCGAAGUCGCCAACAAGAUGGGCUGGUCCGGUACGUAUCGACUUAACCACGAAACAUUACCCUUGACCGACGUGCGGCGCAAGUGGUCUCACAUCCGCAACUCGUACUCGCGCCACCUGCGCAACGAGAUGCACGGCGUGCGCACGGGCCGCGGCCGCAUGGUCUCCAAGUGGUACCUCGCCGACGAGCUGGACUUCCUGCGCCAGCACAUGGCCACAGACACGAGACAGUCGCGCCAUUCGUACCGGACUCUGUACGUGCCCAAACCGGUUGCGAGUACGCAUAGUGACUCGUCCACUGACUUCAUGACCACUCCAUGGUUGGCGCUAACCAGCCCGUCUCAUGCCAGUCCACUCCAGCUCCCGGUGGAGCCGCAGCCUUUCCGUGAGGACUCCUCAAGUCCUCACUCAUCAUUCGAGCCAGAUGAGAAUUCUGCUUACUUUCACUUUUUCCGGGGUAUACAUAACGAUUACCAAGCGUUGUCAGCCAAAAAGCAACGAUUGUUUCGACGCGAAUGUCUCGCCUUCCUGCAUCGGCUUCUAGAUGAAGAAGAUCCCCGAGGACAAGAAGAUGCUCUCGAUCUCAGCAACUCCAUUGAAACAGACGAUGAAAAAGAAUUGAAACCUUUUAUCAUCAGCAGUGUAGAAAGUAUAGUCGGCGAGCACAGCGACUCCACCCAGGGAUGUGCGGGCGAGACCAAGUGACGAGCAGAGUCUAGUGCCGUGCUGCGUGGCUCGCUCUGUACUCGGUAGUGUCUGGUCACAGAUAUAGGUAUUGUCUGUAGUAGCGGGGAACUCCCCGCCUCGCGCUGUGUUGUUGCCAAGCGGCGUUCAUGCGUGUGCAUUGCACUAUAAAUUAUACCGAAAUAAUAAAUAGGUACGAAAAUAUAACUAUAU
Messenger RNA from Spodoptera litura, 1480 nucleotides. RefSeq lists its product as uncharacterized. The record is from RefSeq and is a predicted model, not a curated record. NCBI's taxonomy places the organism in Eukaryota, Metazoa, Arthropoda, Insecta, Lepidoptera, Noctuidae.